Messenger RNA from Acanthosepion pharaonis, 1446 nucleotides. Lineage: Eukaryota; Metazoa; Mollusca; Cephalopoda; Sepiida; Sepiidae. The record is from the annotation of a GenBank genome assembly.
AUGUUUCAUUUCAUCUUCUUGCUUUCUCUUCUUCUUUCUUCUUCUUUUUCUUUCUUUCUUUCUUUCUUUCUUUCUUCUUUUUUCUUCUUCUUUCUAAUUCUUUCUUCUUUCGUCGUCUUCUUUCUUCUUCCUCUUUCAACUUCUUUUCUCUUGCUUCUUUUUCUUCCUCUUCCUCUUCUUCCUCUUUCUUCUUUUUUUCGUCUUCUUCUUUCUUCUUUUUUCUUCUUCUUUGUUCUUCUCUGUUCUUUUUCUUUCUUAUUCUUUUCCGUUACUUAUCUAUCUAUCUAUCUAUCUAUCUAUCUAUCUAUCUAUCUAUCUAUCUAUCUCAGUGUGUUUAUUAUCUAUCGCCGUCUUUUCUUCUCUCUCUCUCUCUCUAUCUAUCUAUCUAUCUAUCGCAGUGUGUUCAUUAUCUAUUUAUCUAUCUAUCACAGUAUGUUUAUCUAUCUAUCUAUCUAUCUAUCUAUCUAUCUAUCUAUCACAGUAUGUUUAUUAUCUAUCUAUCUAUCUAUCUAUCUAUCUAUCUCAGUGUGUUUUUAUCUAUCUAUCUAUCUAUCUAUCUAUCUAUCUAUCUCAGUGUGUUUAUUAUCUAUCGCCGUCUUUUCUUCUCUCUCUCUCUCUCUAUCUAUCUAUCUAUCUAUCUAUCUAUCUAUCUAUCGCAGUGUGUUCAUUAUCUAUUUAUCUAUCUAUCACAGUAUGUUUAUCUAUCUAUCUAUCUAUCUAUCUAUCUAUCACAGUAUGUUUAUUAUCUAUCUAUCUAUCUAUCUAUCUAUCUAUCUAUCUAUCUAUCUAUCUAUCUCAGUGUGUUUUUAUCUAUCUAUCUAUCUAUCUAUCUAUCUAUCUAUCUAUCUAUCUAUCUCAGUGUGUUUAUUAUCUAUCAUAAAUCUUUUUUUCUCUCUCUCUCUCUAUCUAUCUAUCUACCUAUCUAUCUAUCUAUCGCAGUGUGUUCAUUAUCUAUUUAUCUAUCUAUCACAGUAUGUUUAUCUAUCUAUCUAUCUAUCUAUCUAUCUAUCUAUCUAUCACAGUAUGUUUAUUAUCUAUCUAUCUAUCUAUCUAUCUAUCUAUCUAUCUAUCUAUCUAUCUAUCUAUCUCAGUGUGUUUUUAUCUAUCUAUCUAUCUAUCUAUCUAUCUAUCUAUCUAUCUAUCUAUCUCAGUGUGUUUAUUAUCUAUCGCCGUCUUUUCUUCUCUCUCUCUCUCUCUCUCUCUCUAUCUAUCUAUCUAUCUAUCUAUCACAGUAUGUUUAUUAUCUAUCUAUCUAUAGGAGAAAUGGAUAGCGGCUUGACAGACAUUCACUACGCCACCGUUGGACGCAAGAUGUGGGUUUUUGGAAUUUUAUUUUUCGUAUUACGAGCACUAUAUUUUUUUUUAUCUUUUUUCUUUCUUUCUAUUUAUUUUCUUACUUUCUCCCUUUUUUUUUUCUUUUUUCUCUUUAUUUUUGUGACCUCCUGA